Molecule: messenger RNA, 867 nt
Organism: Venustampulla echinocandica
Lineage: Eukaryota; Fungi; Ascomycota; Leotiomycetes; Helotiales; Pleuroascaceae
Exons: 1
Coding region: 1-867 (288 amino acids)
Biological process (GO): transmembrane transport
Cellular component (GO): mitochondrial inner membrane
Molecular function (GO): S-adenosyl-L-methionine transmembrane transporter activity
Source: RefSeq, a predicted model, not a curated record
AUGUCUUCCCAACCACAAUCCAAAUUUACCACCGCCCUCCUCGCUGGUGGACUUGCCGGGACCACCGUCGACCUCUCACUCUACCCUCUAGACACGUUAAAAACGCGUCUUCAAUCCUCCACCGGAUUCUUCGCAUCCGGAGGAUUCUCGGGCAUUUAUCGCGGGGUCGGGAGCGCAAUAGUUGGAUCUGCCCCCGGCGCAGCGCUCUUUUUCUGCACAUACGAAUACUCCAAGAGUUUCCUAUCUGCGCGGCGGCAUGCGAAUCAGGCCAAUGGAAGAGGAGCGGCGGAUUGGGAAGCGCCAAUUGAACAUAUGGCUGCUGCUAGUCUUGGGGAGGUCGCAGCAUGCGCAGUGAGAGUUCCUACGGAGGUGGUGAAGCAGCGGGCGCAGGCGGGCCAAUAUCCAUCUUCUCUGUUAGCUCUACGGGCGAUUUUGUCUCACCAUCGGACCAUUGGUAUACCUGGCGUGUGGAUGGAGCUAUAUCGGGGUUGGUUCGUCACCAUUAUGAGGGAAGUACCAUUCACGGUCAUACAGUUUCCACUGUGGGAGGCGAUGAAGGAAUAUAAGCGGCGGAAAUCUGGGAAGGACGAGAUCAGCGCGUUGGAGAGUGGAUUGUUUGGCAGUGCUGCUGGUGCUAUUGCUGCGGGAGUUACGACCCCUUUGGAUGUUCUUAAGACAAGGAUGAUGUUGGCCAAGGAAAAGACAGCUAUGAUCCCUUUGCUGAAGCAGAUAUUGAAGGAUAAUGGCCCGAGAGCUUUCGUUGCUGGUAUUGGGCCAAGAGUCCUCUGGAUUAGUGCCGGAGGUGCCAUAUUCCUGGGUUCGUACCAGUGGGCAUACAAUUCUCUAUCUCAGCAGAGGCCGAAAUAG